AUGGCCGCGGCGAAUCACUUCGACCGGGAUGAUGUUGCGCUGCCUGGCUUCCACAAGUUCUUCUCUAAGGCUUCGGAAGAGGAAAGAGAGCACGCGAUUAAGGUAUUCCGCCUCUUCCACUUACUCGGUAAAAGCUUAUGAAAUACCAGAACAAGCGUGGCGGCCGUAUUGUGCUGCAGGACAUCGCAAAACCGGCCGUUACGGAAUGGUCAUCAGGGUUGGAAGCUAUGGAAACAGCCCUCAAGAUUGAGCGGGAAGUGAAUGACUCGUUGCUCGAGCUGCACAGAAUUGCCACCUCAAAAGAUGAUGCCCAGUUCUGUGACUUUCUGGAGUGUAAGUAUUAUUCUCCCCACCAAGUUUUUUUUUCAUGUUCUACAACCCUUUGUCCGUGUUAGCUUAUAAGCCCCACCGGGCCAUUUUUCUUCCAUAAUUAUCGGCACCAGUGUAUCUAUAUAAGUUCGCACCUCCGCCAGCCACUUUACACGUAAAAGUCGCUCAUUUAGGCACUGAGAGUUGUUCGAUGCUGUGCCACCAUCGUACACUACUUCAACGGCGCGACAUGCUCAAAUUGCUGACUCGGUCUUUCGUCACUCGGGCUACGCAUAUGGGCAACCUUGUUAGGUGGCCGGACUACCUGGGUACUUGUUCCUGUUUGCCCGGGGCCCUAUGGAGUAUAGUAUCUUGCUGGCGUCCCAUGAAUCCUUCUUGAUAGUUGCUUGCGUAAAUUACCAAGCGUGUCUGUUGUCAUGUCUAAUCAGUUUUGACGCGUUUUAGCUGAAUACCUUAAGGAGCAAGUGGAUUCCAUCAAACAGAUUUCCGGGUACGUCACCAACCUCCGGAAUGUUGGCCCAGGUCUUGGCGAAUAUAUUUUCGACAAGGAGACGCUGCAUGGCGAAGAUGACUGA
Messenger RNA from Spirometra erinaceieuropaei, 905 nucleotides. The record is from the annotation of a GenBank genome assembly. NCBI's taxonomy places the organism in Eukaryota, Metazoa, Platyhelminthes, Cestoda, Diphyllobothriidea, Diphyllobothriidae.